This is a messenger RNA of Entelurus aequoreus (snake pipefish), 2049 nucleotides long. It is a transcript of the gene tada2a, whose product is annotated as transcriptional adaptor 2A. Bases 134 to 1468 code for a protein of 444 amino acids. NCBI's taxonomy places the organism in Eukaryota, Metazoa, Chordata, Actinopteri, Syngnathiformes, Syngnathidae. Gene Ontology annotation, biological process: chromatin remodeling; regulation of transcription by RNA polymerase II. Gene Ontology annotation, cellular component: nucleus; SAGA-type complex. The transcript is spliced from 15 exons. The record is from RefSeq and is a predicted model, not a curated record. Gene Ontology annotation, molecular function: transcription coactivator activity; zinc ion binding; chromatin binding.
AUCUGUGUGCAAAGAGCCUGGAAUAUUGCCUGCAACGGGGUGCCGUGCCGAUUCAAGAAACAUCGAUCGAUCCGUAAACAUCAGUUAUAUCCAGCGUUGGUUUUAUUUAGAUUUUUUGACGGGAUAUCGCCCAAUGGACUGCUUGACCUCAUUUGGAAAUGACCCCUUCGACAAACCACCAUGCAGAGGCUGCUCAUCCUAUCUAACAGAGCCUUACAUCAAGUGUGCUGAAUGUGGACCUUCUCCUUUCCUACUCUGCCUCCAGUGUUUUACCAGAGGAUUUGAAUACAAGAAACAUCAGAGUGAUCACAAGUAUGAGAUUAUGACGUCAGAUUUCCCGGUUUUGGAACCCGGGUGGACGGCACAGGAGGAGAUGGCACUACUGGAGGCCGUGAUGGACUGUGGCUUUGGCAACUGGCAGGAUGUUGCCUAUCAAAUGCGCAGCAAAAGCAAAGAGGAGUGCGAGAGUCACUACAUGAAGAAUUUCAUCAACAACCCGCUGUUCUCGUCCACGCUGCUCAGCUUGCGCAAAACUAAAGAUGCUCACUUUGCGGACGGCGCCAUUCCUUUUAAACCAACUGAUGAACCUCCUCGGCCCACCUUUGACUCUGUGCUGUCACGAGACAUGGCGGGGUACAUGCCUGCUCGGGCAGACUUCAUGGAGGAGUUCGACAACUACGCAGAAUGGGAUCUCAAGGACAUUGAUUUUGUGGACGAUGACUCGGACAUCCUACGAGCACUCAAGCUGGCAGUGGUUGAUAUAUACCAUUCAAGAUUAAAAGAGCGUCAACGCAGGAAGAAGAUUAUUCGAGACCAUGGACUGAUCAACAUGCGCAAAUUCCAGGUACUGGAGCGUUGCUACCCAAAGGAGGUGCAGGAGCUCUAUGACGUCAUGAGACGAUUUGCUCGAAUCACUGGACCUGUUGAACACGACAAGUUUAUCGAGAGUCACGCAUUGGAGUUUGAGCUGAGGCGGGAGAUUCGCAGGCUGCAGGAGUACCGGAAGGCCGGGAUCAAGUCUUUCUGCAGCGCCAAGGUGUACGAGCGGGCGAAGCGGAUGCGUGAAGAAGAGCGCAGGAAGAGGACCAUGUUGUGUGACGUGCUGCAGUACAUCCAGGACGGCAGAGCGUGCCAGCAGUGGCUCAGCAAACAGGCCUCCAUAGAUGCAGGCAUCACACCGGUUGUCACAACAAUCACAUCAGUAACAGGCAGACGGAGCGCCCCUCCCCUCAACCUGACUGGGCUGCCCGGGACAGAGAAGCUCAACGAACGAGAGAAAGAGUUGUGUCAGGUGGUACGCUUAGUGCCAGGCGCCUACCUGGACUACAAGCAGGCGCUGCUCAACGAGUGUCGGCGUCAGGGUGGUCUGCGUCUGGCUCAGGCCCGAGCGCUUAUCAAGAUCGACGUCAACAAGACGCGCAAAAUCUACGACUUCCUGAUCAAGGAGGGCUACAUCACCAAAGCAUAGGAGCCCACUUGAAUGUGUGUGUGUGUGUGUGUAUCUGUGCUCUUAAUGUGUGUAUUAAAGUGAUUCGUUUCCAAUACAAGAUGCCAUACAGAUGGACUUAUUCCUGAUGUCCUAGAAAAUGUGUGGGCACAUUGGGGCGGUGUGGCUCAGAUGGUAGAGCAGCUGAGCACAAAUUUGAGGGUUUCCGGCUCAAAUCCAGCUUUCGCCAUCCUAGUCCCUGCCGUCGUGUCUUCGGGCAGAACACUUUACCCACCUCGCUCCCAGUGCCAUCCACACGGCUGUAAAUGUAGAUAAUGGGUUUCUCACUGUAAAGCGCUUUAAGUCACUAGAGUAAAAGCGCUAUAUACUGUAAAUCUAAUUCAUUUCACUUCACCAUAUCAUUUUUUCAACGUUGACUGACAUUUUGUUGUGGUAUGGGUUUCUACUCAUUUAUACUUCAUACCUGGUCAGCCAGUUGCUCAUUGGUUGAGUACAUUGAUAGUUGUACCGAUGAAGUAUACAUAAAUGGUAACAAAAUAAAUAAACAUGCUUACUAACAUUAGCUGUGAUGCAGUUACUUUACUCGACAGUCUCCGUUUUGU